Messenger RNA from Myripristis murdjan (pinecone soldierfish), 2453 nucleotides. RefSeq lists its product as uncharacterized. The transcript is spliced from 8 exons. Lineage: Eukaryota; Metazoa; Chordata; Actinopteri; Holocentriformes; Holocentridae. The record is from RefSeq and is a predicted model, not a curated record. The coding region runs from base 360 to 1550 and encodes 396 amino acids.
UCGGCGCAGCUAACAGCAGCAGGCCGAGCUGCCUCGGAGCGAGCAGACUCAGCCUCGCAGCUCCGGCCCGGCUCCUCCUGCUGAGCCGCCGCGGAUCCGGAUCCUGAAGCCCGAGAGCAGCGCCAUGCCCGCAGGAGAGGAGCACGCAGCUGCUGGUGUGUAAAGAAGAGGUUCCCCCCGAGCAGCAGGAGCAGACCCCCAGUCUGCCCCCACACAUUAAAGAGGAACAGGAGGAGCUGUGGACCAAUCAGGAGGCAGAGCAGCUUCAGGAUCUCACCAAGUUCCAGGUCACUGCUGUGAAGAGUGAGGAUGAUGAAGAGGAAGCUCCGCCCCCACAGCUUCAUCAACAACAGGAACAGAUGGAAGCAGAGCAGCUGCUCUCCUCCCACUCCUCUGAGGAGACUGAGGACAGUGAGGACGAGCGGAGGCCUGCAUCAGGCGGCGAGCUCCGCUCUCCCUGGAGGCCUCAGAGCUCUGCAGCUGCACUAACACAGACCGUGAUGAUCAGGGAGAAGCGGCAUCACGACGCUGCUCGUCAGCUCCAGGUUUGCCUCAUGAAGAGCCGUGAACGCACAGCGUACUUCACGGCGGAGGAGCAGCGUAUCAUACUGGAAAAGUAUGAGGAGGAAAAACUAAAUAUACAUCUCAAAUCGAACACCGCGGCCGCCGCCAAGAGCAGGCAGAACGCUUGGCAACGAAUUGCCGACUGCAUAAAUGCGUGUAACCCCUCAGGGGUUAAAAGAACGUGGGAGCAAGUAAAAGUUAAACACAAGAACAUCAUUGCAUUUGCCAACAGGAAGAGAAACCUGCAGAGGCAGGCGGGGCGCGGGGGGCCUGGGGAAAAGUGCAGCCCUGCAGAGGAGCUGGCCCUCACAAACAACGAGGCUCGCCCCAUAAAGGAUGGGGUGGAGGCUGGGGUGGCCUCCAACCCAGGCUCACAGAGCACACAUGUUACAACUUAUGGAGACAUAAUGGAGGUGGUGGUGCCAGGGGUGCCUCCGACAUCCGACACCAUGUCUCAAGCGGAGGCGGUGGACAUCAGGGAUGAGAUGCUGUCCACAUCGUCGGACAGAGCUGUGGAGGAAGAAAACCACCGCUCCCCAGGAGAGCCCCGAGCCUCCACACGGACAGGGAGGCAGAGCAGAAGCUCCACAUGUUGGGGGGGCAGAGGCACCCAGCUAAAGAGAUCACAAAAGAGUGCAGCUGACCCUGUGAGGGCCCUCUAUAAGAGGAGCCUGGAGAAGGACCUAAAAUACAAAGACCUCAAAAUGCAGAAGAUGGAGCUGGAGAUCGAGUAUCUCAAACUCAAAAUCGCAAAGCUAACGGUGAGUGAGGAACAGCAUCCACUGCACUGCGCUCAGGUAAACUUAAACUGGCUAAAGAAGGAUCUUCAUGGGUAUCCAGUUACCUGCAGUGUGCAUGGGCUCACUGUUAGCUCUGUUUGUACGGUGUCAGUCGUCACAGGGUUCGGUAGAGUGGCUCACUCAUACCUCCACUACAUCACUGCUUCUGAGACCAUGACCACGUAUUCCACACUGUUUGAGCCAUGAACACAGUUUGAUAGAUUUAUACUGCACCAUGAGAUCCCAAGCUGCUGUUCAGGGUUUCUACACCCUCUCAAAAUCAGAUUUCAAACACCUUUGUGAAUAUGCAAGCACCACUAAUGUGUUCAUUUAUUCUGUUUUCCAGGAAAAAGAAGAAAACCAUUAUAAAUAAAGUCAGAGAGAGAAAAAAAACUGUCUCUGUGUCAGCUGAAAAGCCGGCGUCCCUCUCUGGCCGGCCUGUUGGACAGUCUGAGUUUAUGGGGUCCACAACAUGAAGGGGCUGGAGGUGGGAACAGGGCGCCCUCUGCUGGCUGAUGGUGGCAGUGCUGUGGAGCACACAGAAGGCAAAGCGGCCCUUCAGAAGCCUCAAAGCAUUUUCAGUCUUGACCCUUGUCCCGUCGUGUGCCAGGUUAUAACGGGUCUGUGGUCCUGGUCCUGGUUCAGGGUCUGGGCAGGGAGUCAUGUCUCCAAGCAGCACGCCACUGAAGUGUCCUGUAGAUGAGAGGAAUACUGACGGGGCAGUCGUACAGUUUUGGCUUCUAGCUGCAAGUUGUAAUACAGAAAAUCCUGCGAUGUACAGGAGCCCUACCUGCUGCAGGCUGUGGUGGAGUGUGGACUCCCUGAGGAGCCGGGGGUCGUGGGCGGAGCCACACACCCAUCUGUAUUUGUUUUUAUCAUUUUCUUUAUUUUUUCAGUGGUAGUUUGUACUUUUGUGUGGUUGUUGUGUUUUUCUUAUGUUUGUCAUGUGGCUUUGUCAAAAGAUUUAAUGUAGCAGGUUCAGUAAAAUGACUCAAAUUGUUAAUUUGUUGUGUAAAAACCUGCAAUAAAGUAGAUCAAAGCCAUGCAGAGGUCCAGUGCCUGCACAUGCAGAAGUGAUGUAUGGAUUAUGGGAUCAUUGCUUACAGAAUA